Cryptotermes secundus is the source of this 1968-nucleotide messenger RNA. RefSeq names its product probable E3 SUMO-protein ligase RNF212. Gene Ontology annotation, molecular function: SUMO transferase activity. Bases 98 to 1063 code for a protein of 321 amino acids. The transcript has a single exon. Gene Ontology annotation, cellular component: synaptonemal complex. Gene Ontology annotation, biological process: reciprocal meiotic recombination; protein sumoylation; homologous chromosome pairing at meiosis. The record is from RefSeq and is a predicted model, not a curated record. NCBI's taxonomy places the organism in Eukaryota, Metazoa, Arthropoda, Insecta, Blattodea, Kalotermitidae.
AUCGCCAUCUACUGAUAGCGUAAAUUAAUACAUUUCUACACUUCGUGUGUAUACGAGAGGGAAGUUCGAAAGUGAAAUUGUAUAGUGUCAUGUAAAAAUGGACUGGAUACACUGCAAUUCGUGUUACCUACUACCAAACCUGUCAAAAGACAAAAAAUUUUUAUUAACCAGUUGUGGACACGUAUACUGUGAAAACUGCGUCAAAUCCGAUGGCACAAAGAAAUGUCUGAUUUGUGGAAAUACAUUUACUAUGAUUCCACUAACUUCAGAAUUGAAUGCUGAUAUCCAGGAAUAUUUCAGAACUCCUGAGGACGUGCUGAAACGUGCACUACAAAUUAUGGCUUUUCAGGAAGGUCACCGUAGCAGGAUUACUGCAUAUUUUAACAAUGUUAUAUUGAAAUACAAAGCUGCCAAACAAGAAAUAGUGAGACUGAAUGGAAUUAUUAAAAAACAAGAUAAAGAUUAUAGAGAUUUGAAACAACAAUUCAUACUUCUUAAGCAAAAACUACAAAGAGGAACGCCAUCAUUUACUGACAGUAAUAGCGGCAGUAACAUAACCUCUCAAGUACAACCAUCCAACUCAAAAGAAUUCAGCUCCAUGCCAAGUCAAAUAAAUACAAUUCCAGUUUCUGCAGUAACUCAUAUGAACACUGGAAGUCUUGCAGACAGAAUCACAUUUCCUCAGGUUUCUAAACAUUCUGCAUUGCAGACAUCUCCUUGGAUAACUCCAAGGCGCUUGACUUUACGUAAAGUUACUCCACCAAAUAGUGGCUCUUCUUCAUUAGGAAAUGCUAAUUUACUCAUGUUUUCACCAACAACUCCACAGAAGACAAUCAACUAUUCUGCCCAGUAUAGAACAAACCCACAGUAUUCAUCACAGCCCAACACUCCGUCAACUCCAGGAACACCAGUCACUCCUGAAUGUACUAGAUUUUCACCUUUAAAUAGGCGUGAUCCAGAAACACCAUCUUCUACUGUAAAAUAUAGACAUUCAUCACUCAGCAAUACUGACAGAAUGCUGAACAACCUUACGUUGACAUUGCACCAACCCAGAGAAAAGUAGAACAUGCAUGCAUAAUGCACCUUCAGUUUUCAUUAUCUGCACUCUUACAGUUGAAUGAGAACAAAUAUACAUGAGCCUGAUAUAAUGAAAGAAAGAAUUAUAUAGUGGUUUUCAUCCAUUUUCCACUUACCUCUUGCUAUAUUCAAGACUUUACACAGUGCAGAAGAAAUAGAAUUGUAUAGUAAUUAUCUCACAAUCUAUUAUAAAUUCCCAUAUUGUUUUCAUUCUGUAAAAUUGGAUUUCAAAAAUUAAACAGAAUUAUUAUUUUUGGUUUUCCUUUACUAAUGCUAAAUCCAGUAUGUAUGAACAUAAAAAGUGAAUAUAUAAAAAUUGUGUGGUGCUCAAGUGAGUGAAUUUUGAUUUAAUAAUAUAAUAAUAAAAUAAUUUUUAUGCAAUUUUCCAUUCACUACAUAUAACUUAAUUUAAUUUAUUUCUAUUAAAGUUUCAGAUGUGUUCAUGUACAUCAUGAGAGAUGUCUAAUAGUCAGUUCUGUGAUCUUUACAAUUUCAGGCAUCAAAAAUACCUGAAUGUAUAUAGCAAUUUACUUUGGUGUUUAUUAUUCUAACAUCAGUCAUUGUUAAUAGAACAUAUUGUACAGAGAAGAUAUAAUUGAUAUAACCAUAUAUGCACAGCAAUUUAAGUUUUCCAGUAGAACUUCUGUCUAAGGCAUUGGUACAAAAUGAGUAAAAGAAGACGAAGAAAAUUAUCUCAAUACAGAAGGGCAACUUUGUUUUCUUUGAUGCAACUCUUGCUUAAUUUUGAAUUACAUUUGCUGCAAGUUGUUCAGCCUGUUAUGUAAAUGUAAUGUGAAUAGAUGUCAUGAAUAAAUACUUUGUGUUAUAGCACAAGAUAACAUUCCUUUCUUUGAAGAAAACAAUUUUUGAGUUUGAAACAAUGCAAUAAUU